Molecule: messenger RNA, 1374 nt
Organism: Punica granatum (pomegranate)
Lineage: Eukaryota; Viridiplantae; Streptophyta; Magnoliopsida; Myrtales; Lythraceae
Source: RefSeq, a predicted model, not a curated record
AGAGAGAGAGAGUCACAUCGUUCGGAGCGAGAAAGCUUGAGACUUUCUCUUUCCUCUCUCUCUCUCUCUUCCCCCCCAACCAAAACCAAACGGACCCACUUGCCAUCUUCAUUAAAAUUAGAGCUAAAGCUCUCAAUCAGCUGCUCAAUCAUGGAGACCAAGACAAGCGUUCAGCUUCAAGCUCAGGCCAACCACCAUAACCACAGCCGGCAACAGCAGCAGCAGCCGCAGCAUCACAGGAACGCCAUGAACAAAUCCUCAUCGCGGAACUCCGAGUCCUCAGCGUACCCCGACUCGCCGCUCCGGUUCCACUCCCCGCUCCGAUCCGAGACGGAGUCCCCGCCGUACGCCUCCCCGGCGGCGUACCUUGAGAGGCCGGAUAACUCCAAGGCCAUCGUCGUCAUCGACAAGCAGACCCAGUGCUCUCCGUCUCCUCUCCGGCCAUCGGUCCCCAAAAGGGAGAGCCGGAAUCAUCCGACUGCGGCGGAUGGGAACGCGCCUGCCUCAGCAAGGAAGCCGGCGACAGGAGGCGGAGGAGGGGAGGACGGGAAAUCGGAGGCGGUGACGACCAUCCUGAGGAGAUCGAGAGCUAGGGACAUGAUGAAAAAGGCAAUGCUUUGGGCGAGGGUCCUGGAGGCGGCUAUCUGCAUGAGCUCCUUUGCAGUAAUGGCGGCCGAUAAGACUCAGGGAUGGAGCGGCGAUUCCUUUGAUCGUUAUAGAGAAUACAGGUUCUGUCUAACCAUAAAUGUUAUCGGAUUCGUAUAUUCGGGAUUCCAAGCAUACUGCUCAGCCUACCAUUUGAUCACUGGGAAACAUGUGAUCGGGCACCACCUUCGUCGUCACUUCGAUUUCUCCAUGGAUCAGAUCCUAUCAUAUCUGCUAAUAUCGGCAUCAUCGGCGGCAGCAACCCGGGUCGAUGACUGGGAGACGAACUGGGGGAAGGACCAAUUCACCCAGAUGGCCAGUGCCUCAAUUGCUCUGGCAUUUCUAGCAUUCUUGGCUUUUGCAUUCAGCUCCCUCCUCUCGGGUUACGGCCUCUGGACCCGGGAUUUUACGUGAUCCAGGGAGCACUCGAUCGGAUCUUCUCCUUCGAUUCUUUCUUGUUUUCUUCCUUCUCUAAAGUUGUACAGGUAGGCAUAGUCUGCUAUCUCUCUCUCUUCCCCCUUCCUCAUACGAACAAUAAUUAAUCAGGGAUCCAUCAAUGAAGUUCCCUGGAGGUGAAACCCAGUGGACGUUCUCUACGAUCAAUCUUCCAUCCUGUAAACUUGUACUUGGUCUUUCACUUUAGAUUUGUAAUUAUGAACCUUGAGAGGAACAUUUGUGCCAGUUUUUCGACAUGUCGUCAAAUGAUAGAUUUGUCCUCUUUUAAUCCCA